AUGCGUUUCACCAAGCUUCUGAGGCGUCUGGUCGCUUCCAGUCUGGCGCUGUCCUCGGUUGCGUCCAAGACCAGUGGAUGGAACGACACCUGCGAUGCAGUCUCGACAGAGCUUGUGACACUGCCACCCAAGACGGUGACGAUUGCCACAAACACUCUUUCAACCAUCAACUCCAUUGUCAGCACCGUCACCCUUGGCAAAACCACCGUCACUGUUCCUCAGCUCUCCUUUCCCGAGUAUGGCCCACCAGCUGUUGCCCCGUCUUCCGAGGAGCCCGCAUUCGAUACCACCGUUGUCAAGACAGGCUCGCCUCGCUUGGUUACUAGGACCCUGAAGACCAUCCCCGCGUCUGGCAGCCACACCUUGCCUAUGGUUGUCGUCACCACUUUCACCCUGACACCUGAUGAUGCCAAGCCUACAGGCGCUCCAGGAAACGUGACUUGGACGGCUAAAUCCCCAGAGACGGACGCCGGCGAGGGUGAUGAGGGAAUCACUGUUGCGGCAUUCUCUAUGCCGGAACUGGACUCGAGCGUUGUCUUCACGGUGACCAUCCCUCUUGGACAGUCGUCAUUCACUGAAUUGACCAAGACGCUUUUCCCAACCCCCGAGAUCCCCGACAUUCCGCAGCCCACCACAGGAGACUUCUCAAUCUCCAUCGGAGAGUCUACUUUCUCGUUCAUCACCGAGACUAGGGAGCCAGAGUGGGAGACUCUGCCAACCUUGUCAGGAACCGAAAUCUCGGAGUUUCCCACUCCACCGGCCACAGCAGCUCCGGAGAUCCCUUCGGGAAUAAUCAUCACCGAGUUUCCGAUCCCGGCGGAAUCUGACAUCCCAGAGGUUCCACGGCCCACGGAAACCUUUAUUCCAGAUGUUCCAUUCCCAUCAGGUAGCCUCAUCUCAGAGAUUCCAUUCCCUCCAGAGACUGUCGGUACAGAUGUUGCAUCAAAGUCUCCGGCUACAUUCGUUCCAUAUGGGCCGUCGGGCCCUGUUGAGACGGGCGCCCCUGGUGACCUCCCAUCGACCCCCUCCAGUACACCCAAGAUCAUCACCACCAUUAUCUCUGGCGAGGAUGGAAUCCCUCCUCGGGUCUCGACCUACACAACUAGCUUGCCAGCUGGUGGCGGCACAGAUGACAGCCAAACCGUGGCGCCUUCAACCUCAUCUGCUGACCACGUAGUGAUAACCUACUACUCCGUACCAGGGGGAGAUAGCCAUGAUACCUCCGUGGUGACCGUCACAGCCACAACGUCUGUCCCGACAACAGUUGAGCAGCAGCCAAUCACUGUCACCGUCACUCAACCCCCAUCUGUCUCCCUGAUGCCGACAUGUCCUGAAGAGGAAAUCUCGCGGUCCACGAGCUCUGCCAAUAUCUCGACUUCAGAGACCAGCUCCCCGAGCCUCUCAAGCUCUUCUUCUUUCGGCACACCCAUCCCAAUUACAGGCACCGCUUCCUUUGUCAAUGAGACGGCAUCUGCGUCUACAAAGCCCUCGGUCACGCCCUCCUUGUUCACGACUGUGUCUCUGGAUUCGUCAGCGUCCUUGAUACUGUCUCCUUCGGCAGACACAUCUGUCGGUGGCCCCAGCUCGGCUCAGACUACCCCUGUCGCGUCCGCAGGCACUGGGCGUCCGUCCUGGAACCUGACAACGACCAUAGACCUCACUCCCAGUCAAUCCCCGACGUCAGCCCUGAAUGGAACUGCGGUCGCGUCGCUGUCUUCGGCCAACGCUACGAUCUCGUCGCAGACUACUCCUGGCAUCGUCUCCUCCGAGUCUGUGGGGAACAUCACGGGCAGCACAUCUAGCAGUGCCUUCACUUCAGUCCCGCUCAAUGCUACUUCGACGGGUAACACCACCGCGCCUCCCAUGGCCACCCCCAGUUCUGCUGUAUCAGCAACCCCGGGGCCUCUGACUAGCAUCCCGCCCGUAUCUGCCAAUGUCAGCUUCACAGGCAACUCUACUUUUGGGCCAACCGCCUCCCUGAACACGACUAUGGCAAAUCCGCUAGAAGCAACUGUCAGUGUUCCAGCAAACAGCACCGCAGCUCCAACUUCAGGAGCCCCUGGCCAGGUCGAAGCAAGUGGUCCCUCUUCGAUCAAUGCUACUGUAACUCCAACGCUUACUGCCCCCGGCCAGAGUGGCGCUCCCUCACUGCCUUUGAACACGACGAUGUCACCAUCGGCAUCAGCAAAUGUCACAACUGCGGCCAAUAGCACUAUUACAGCAUCGCCUUCCCUGCCAGCACUGAUUACGGGCAGCACGUCGACUUUGGCCAACAUCACUGGGCUGCCGGGCACAGGCGGCAGCACACCUUCUGCCUCGACUCCCAGCAACUCUACCAACACAUUGACACCCGACCAAGGUGGAGAUGGGUUGUCCGCAACAGCCAACGCCACCUCUUCUGUCGUAUCAAACAGCACCAUCUCGGCCACUACGUCUCCAACGGCUAACAUCACAUCGGUUGCACCAUUCACAACAUCCAACAUCACCAUCAUAACCGAGCCCUCUCGCCCAACCCAGGGGAUAGUUGGCCCGCUACCCUCGCUGUCCGCGAAUGAAACCACUUCUUUCAACGCAACAAUCUCCACCUUUGUGGCGACUAACAGUUCUGUUCCAACUAUCAGUUUCAAUGAGACCGCCACCGCAACUCCGACUACAAACCAGGGCGGCCAGGGACAAGGCGGUGGCUUAACCCCAAUGUCAAGCGUCAACGGCACGGAUUUCACCACUGCUGCCAAUGCAAGCUCCACAACAUCGCCCACUCCAGGCCAGGGUGGCCAGGGACAAGGCGGAGGUCCAACCUCGGUGCCGAGCAUCAAUGGCACAGACUCCACCUCUGCUGUCAAUGCAAGCUCCAUGGCAUCGCCCACUCCAAGCCCAGCCGGACAGGGUGGUCAAGGUGGACAGGGGCAGGGAGGUGGCCCUGCUUCGGUGACAAGUAUCAAUGGGACUGAAUCUACCCUCUUCGCCAACUCUACUUCAUCCACUGCCACUCUGCCCCCUCAGGGCGGCCAGGGAGGACAGGGAGGUCAAGGACAAGGCGGUAGUCCGACAUCUCCGGUGAGCAUCAACGGGACGGCUCCCACCACUCCUAUCAAUGCAACAUCGUCAACCUCUACCUCGCCUACCUUGCCUCCUUCAACUCAGGGUGGCCAAGGUGGCCAGGGUGGUCAAGGCGGAGGCAGCCCACUACUACCGACACCCAGCAUCAAUGGAACCUCAUCCGGAACCCCCAGCAACGCGACCUCUACCACUUCUUCCGCUCAAGCUGGCCAGGGAGGACAAGGCGGCGGCAGCCCGUCGCCAACAGUCAAUGUCAAUGGGACCGCGUUCAGCAUUCCAAGCAAUACGACCGCGAGUACGUCCUCCCCAGCUCAGGGUGGCCAGGGCGGCCAGGGACAAGGACAAGGUGCACAGGGCGGCACCACCCCGACAGCUUCAACUAGCAUCAACGGAACAGCAGCAGCUUCAAACACCACAUCUGCUACACCCACUUCUCCGGCUCAGGGCGGUCAGGGUCAGGGAGGCCAAGGUCAAAGCGGGAGCCCAACGCUAUCGGCGAGUACCAACGGAACACUUUCGGCCAACAUAACAUCUGCCACCCCCUCUUUCCCUCCGCAGGGCGGUCAAGGUGGCCAAGGCGGCCAAGGUGAUUCGAACAAUGCAACCGUCACGCCAGCGCCCGGCCAAGGUCAAGGUCAGGGAGGCCAGGGCCAAGGUCAGGGAGGGAGAGCUUCUACAGCGCCAACUGAUGGCUCAUCUGGAAACGGCACGUACUCGACGGCAUCCGCUACCGGGAACGCGUCAUCAACGUCGACUUCCCGUGCUCGGGGCCAGGGUCAAGAUCAGGGCGCUCCAACUACUCUGGCUACGGUUACAAACUCCUCCUCGGCUAGCGACACUGCCACUGCGACAGAAAGCGGCGCAUCUCCGUCGACAACAUGCGGCAAUGCUGGCGACCGAGGAGAAGUGACACUCACAUUCGACGACAGACCCAAACUCCAAACUGUCAAUGCCACGUCGCCGAUGCCUCUCUUUAACCCCUAUCAUCGCCUCUGGUUCUCCAACGGAUUCUAUCUCGCGCCGCCGCCAAACCAGACGUACUAUCCGACGUCUGAAGGCAACAUGUCCAUGUUCAUCCCACCCAACUCUUCGCAGUCGACGAUGGCCCAGAUCGGGUUCGGGCCGUUGAGAACCAACCCUUGUUUCCGAUUUGACAUGAUUUCGUUCGACAUGGGUUGCAACACAACUAACCCUGAUUGCGAGGUCAACGUUACUGGAAUGCGAUACGACUCGGACGUUGAUGACGAAGUCGAGGUCGUUUCAUUUCCCCUGAUCUUCCACUCGUGCGCUGGCCAGAAUCUCACCAACUGCCGCCUGGCAACGAUUCCAUUGGGCCGCAUGGAGCACAAUCUAACGAAUCUCAGCUCUAUCACCUUCGACUACAACGGCGAUGAGUCGGGAGUGUGGUUCGGCGAUGACUUCCGCUUCAAGUGGACCAAUGACACCUGCGAAGCGGGUCUGUGCCGCUCGGCGAUCCCGGACCGGGCGAUGAAGCUUAACCAGAAGCGCAGCACGGGCAAGUUUCUGGACGCCAGGACGUCGUCGCGCACUGGAACCCAGGACAUGGCGAAGACUACGCCAAUGUCGUUCUGGCAUUGGGUAAACGCCAUCGUCGGCGGCUUUUAA
Messenger RNA from Gaeumannomyces tritici R3-111a-1, 4686 nucleotides. RefSeq lists its product as hypothetical. The transcript has 3 exons. Bases 1 to 4686 code for a protein of 1561 amino acids. The record is from RefSeq and is a predicted model, not a curated record. NCBI's taxonomy places the organism in Eukaryota, Fungi, Ascomycota, Sordariomycetes, Magnaporthales, Magnaporthaceae.